Patiria miniata (bat star) is the source of this 1655-nucleotide messenger RNA. RefSeq names its product cryptochrome DASH-like. The transcript is spliced from 13 exons. The coding region runs from base 80 to 1630 and encodes 516 amino acids. Lineage: Eukaryota; Metazoa; Echinodermata; Asteroidea; Valvatida; Asterinidae. The record is from RefSeq and is a predicted model, not a curated record. Gene Ontology annotation, biological process: photoreactive repair. Gene Ontology annotation, molecular function: damaged DNA binding; deoxyribodipyrimidine photo-lyase activity; FAD binding.
AAUCACUUUGCAUACUCCAGCUGAACAAACUUGUGUGAGUCGAGGGGUCGAGCACUAGUGUGGUAUUUCUUUCGAAGAAAUGGCGACUAAAUACAGGACUGUAAUUUGUCUUCUGAGAAACGACCUGCGGUAUCACGACAAUGAGGUUCUCCACUGGGCCCAUCAGAAUGCAGACUACAUCCUUCCACUGUAUUGUCUAGAUCCCCGUCACUACCAUGGCACGUGGCACUUCUCUUUCCCAAAGACUGGUCCCCAUCGACUCAAGUUCUUGCUAGAAAGCCUUCGAGAUCUGAAAGAAACUCUUCGUCAAGUUGGCAGCAAUCUUGUCAUCAGUAGAGGCAAACCAGAGACCGUCAUUCAAGACUUGAUACGUCAACUUGGCCAGGAGAAUGUGAAAGCUGUAGCAUUACAACAAGAGGCCACAAGGGAAGAAUUGGACGUAGAGGCUGCCAUCGAGAAGUCCUGUCAGGUUCCCGUCCACAAAUUCUGGGGUUCAACGCUCUACCACAAAGAUGAUAUUCCCUUCAGAAUAAGAGAUUUGCCGAAUGUGUUCACCGAGUUCCGCAAGAAGACGGAGAACCGGUCAGAUGUGCGCCCCACUCUGCCCAUGCCCAGUAAGCUGAAGCCCCUCCCACCAGGGAUAGAUCCUGGCCACGCCCCUAGUGUGGAGGAGAUGGGAAUGAAAGAUCCUGCGAGGGAUGAACGGACUGCGUUUCCUUACAGCGGAGGGGAGAAGCAAGCCUUAGCAAGAAUACAGCAUUAUUUCUGGGAUUAUGACUAUGUUUCAUCGUAUAAGGAGACACGCAAUGGCCUCAUCGGGGCAGAUUACUCCACUAAGUUUUCCUCCUGGUUAGCUCUAGGAUGUUUGUCACCGCGGAAAAUCUACGAAGAAAUCCGGAAAUACGAGAAAGAAAGAAGAGCCAACCAGUCAACUUACUGGGUCGUGUUUGAGCUUUUGUGGAGGGAUUACUUCAAGUUUGUUGCCCUCAAGUUCGGAGACAGAUUAUUCUACCUUAGCGGUCUCCUUGGUAACCACAGAGAGUGGCGUGAGAAUAAAGCCCUCUUUGAUGCCUGGAGGGAAGGGCGGACCGGGGUCCCCUUUGUCGAUGCUAAUAUGAGAGAGUUAGCCGCUACUGGGUUCAUGUCCAACCGAGGACGACAGAACGUAGCUAGCUUCCUGACCAAAGAUCUCAAGCUGGAUUGGAGGCUGGGAGCUGAGUGGUUUGAGCAUCUGCUGAUUGAUCAUGAUGUGUGCAGUAACUAUGGCAACUGGCUAUACUGCGCUGGAGUUGGCAACGAUCCAAGACAGGACCGGAAGUUCAACAUGAUCAAACAAGGACUGGACUAUGAUGCACAGGGUGACUAUGUGAGGCUAUGGGUACCUGAAUUGCAAGGCAUUAAGGGAGGUGCUGUACACACCCCCUGGAUUCUCAGCAGCUCCAUGCUCAUUCAGGCUAAUGUCAGACUAGGCCACAGCUACCCACUGCCUGUCGUCAAGGCACCCGAGUGGAACAAGCACAUGCGACCUCAGGAAAGGGGAAAGAGUGGCAAGGGACCAGGACAGAGACAGCAAACCAGAGGGAUUGACUUCUACUUUUCCAGCGGCAAACAGGGCAAGUUCAAGAAGUGAGACGGGCAAGCGGAUGCAAGCAGAU